AUGGAACAUCAACGAAACAAUAGCGGCGCAUCCAGUGCUGAUUCUGCUGGUAAUAGCGAGGGAGGAGGAGACAUGGUCCAAAAAAGUCGAGAAAAACGAUUUUCUCGCGAUAUAAGAAACGAGCGGAGACGACGAGUGACUACCUGUGGUAGCGAAUGGAAGCCGUAUCAAUUUCAUAGUCCUGUACCCAACACCACCAAUGCCAGAGCGACAGCAGCAUAUUCGAGCGGUGGUGGUGGCGGUGGUGUUGGUGUUGGAGCAUUUGAAGAGCUGUUGAAGGAAUUUUCCACUCCACAAUCCGAGGACGGGAAAUCGCCAACUCGAGGUGAGGUCAAUGGUGGUGGUAGUGCUGACAAAAAGGACGACGAUGAUGACGGCGACAUGUCUCCUCCAAAACCAAUGCUACAGAGCCAAAACUCCAUUUCACCACAACAACUAUUAUCCACACAACCCAUUACACCACCCACUCGCAACACUGAUUCUACUUCGAAACAGACACCGCAUCCUUCCUCGGGCGGUUUAGUGUCACGGAAGGAUGAUUCUUCCAUGAUACCGACUCCGAAUCCACCCAAUUCGCCACAUCCUCGCGCCAAUCAGAGAACAGCUGUCGCUACCGCUAUUAAUACUACAUUCGCUACUGGUUCGGCGCCGUCACGAGCACCACUUGCAGCUGCUCCCGCUGCCAGACCGAUAAUAGCCAACGCCUAUCGCAAGACGACUCUUCCAAAACCGGCGGCUGCCAAAGAGAAUGCUCUACCAGCCGUCUUGAACUCCUCCAGAGGACUGCAACCGACAAUCGCAAAUCGAAGAAUCAUUCCUGAGCCUGGGCGGCAGAAUCUAACCAAUACAUUGAAGCAACCAUUGCAACAACAACGACACACUAUGACACAAAGCAUCAAUCCUUACAGCAAAAAGAAGACGAAGAAUAUCACAGCUGCCACUCAAACU
Messenger RNA from Cylindrotheca closterium, 948 nucleotides. NCBI's taxonomy places the organism in Eukaryota, Bacillariophyta, Bacillariophyceae, Bacillariales, Bacillariaceae. The record is from the annotation of a GenBank genome assembly.